AUGGAUGAGAAAGACAUAAUUGGGUUGAUAUCAGGGGGUAAAAGGAAACGGGGGGCUAAUUGGACCAGCGAGGAGGAGAUAACUUUAAUUGAAGAGGUUUUAAAAUUCGAACAACAACUAUUUGGAAAGAUGAAAGGGGCGGGGGUUAAAGGGAAACAUGGAAAGGUAAAAGAAGAAACUUGGAAGUCCAUCACUGACACACUGAAUUUACAAUUUAAAAACGACAGAACAUCUGACUCCAUCUACAAAAAGUAUGACAACAUCAAACAGAGAGCAAAAGAGAAAAUUGAUGACAUACGCAGGCCCAAGACUGGGGGAGGUCCACCAUCAGCGCCCCUCACUCAGGCAGAGGAGGCCUUGUAUCAGGCAAUGGAUACGCGACCCAACAUUGUUGGCCUGGUGGGAAGCAUUGAUACCGAUGAACCAAUAACAUCUGUCCAAACACAAGAGUUAGCAGCAGUUGUUGAAGGAACCGGUGAUGCUUCAACAUCCUCUAAGAGCCCCGGUUUAAGUUUAUCAUUUAGUACAAAUUCAGAUGUACGGCCUAAGGAAAAGAAGAGGAAGAUGGUACCACGAGAGAUCUUGGAUGAUCUAGAGAUAAAAAAUAGUAAACUUGAAAAUGAGAAGCUGACACAACAAAUAAACAAGCUUGUUCAAGAACAAAAGAAAUUAGCCUUAGAGGAGAAAAAAUUGCAAACGGAGAUUGAAAUGCUUGAGAUUAAAAAAUCAUAUUUAUUGUGUAAAUGA
Messenger RNA from Saccostrea cuccullata (small rock oyster), 747 nucleotides. RefSeq lists its product as uncharacterized. The transcript has 5 exons. Bases 1 to 747 code for a protein of 248 amino acids. Gene Ontology annotation, cellular component: nucleus. Lineage: Eukaryota; Metazoa; Mollusca; Bivalvia; Ostreida; Ostreidae. The record is from RefSeq and is a predicted model, not a curated record.